UUUUCUCUCUCUCUUUCUCUUAACUUUACUUAAAUAAAUGAUAGUAUUUACAAUCGAUAUAUGUAUUACAUUACUUUGUUUGCAGUAUUAAUGAAUUAAUAAAUUAGAAACGCGCAAUUGUAAUUGCUUUAAUCAUCGGCCUUGCAGCACACAGCUGUCAAGUGCCCAUUUCCUAUUUCAUUUCAGAUGUAAAGUACCUUCCACUUAUAACACUGUACUUUACUCUAGAAGCGUGCCACGCAUUUCAGUCAAAAGGAGUCACACUUUCGACGGUAUUUAUCGUCAAUACGUUCGACUACGAGUUACGAAGUCAACUGAGAAGGAUUUUAUGCGAUAUCCAUAGUGCACUGAUAAGAGAGAUAACGAAACAUCGCAUGUAUUUUGCUCACAAAAUUAUCAGUUAUAUACCGAUUCUGAAGGAAUACUCAUCAUGAUUCGUGAUCGUAUGCCCGAUUUGCGUGCCAGCCGAAGUAACAGCAGCACCUUUGGCAAAGGGUUCUUGCAAGAAGUACACCUUCAAAUAGCCCAAAAUAAAAAGCUGAGGGAAUUGCUCGACGAAGUCGAAGAAAUACGCAUGCUGAUCCAGCUUAUAGACAAAAAUGUUUCUAUUGUAAAAGACUUGCACAAUAAUAUUCUAUCGCACACGAAUAAGGACAUACAAAAAGAACUGGAGACGCGCACGAGUACGAUCUCGCAGACGGCUUUUCGCGUGCAGCAAAAGUUACGAGAUUUGGGAAAAGAUAUUAUAGCCAUCGACGAUUUGAGUAUAGCUAUAGCACAAAAUGGAUCUAUAUGUACAAGAAUUAAAAUAUUGCAAUACACAACUAUGAUGCAAAUAUUUUCUGAGAUAAUGGAAGAUUAUAAUUCAUCAUUAUUAAAAUACCAUGAUAAGUGUCUCUUGCUCUUGCAGCAGCAGCGUUCGUUAAUAAGACGGCAAGUUACAAGCGAGGAAUUGGACCAUAUGCUGGAUGCCCAAGAAAAUAGCUUAUUUAUUGACAAUAUUUUAGAAGACAGCAAGAUUGCAAGGCAGCAAUUAUCAGAUAUAAAAAGUAGACAUAAUGAUGUUCUAAAAUUGGAAAAGUCUCUCAUAGAAGUCAGAGACAUGUUUGCAGAAAUUGCAUUUUUAGUGGAAAAACAAGGAGAACAAAUCACUAAUAUAGAAUAUUUUGCCAAUAAGACGACGGAUAAUAUCGAUGGUGGACGUAUUCAAUUGAAAAAGACGGAAAAAAGAAGUCACAGAUAUAGAAAGCGGAAGAUUAAGAUUAUCGUUGUUGUAAGUAGUCUGAUAAUAAUUCUUCUUUUAUUCAUCAGUAUGUCAUUUUAAAAUACAAGAUAUCUCAGAUAUUUUAACUAAUAUUUCUAACUUUAGUAUAAAUUAUAUGAAUAAAAACAUAUUUUUUGCAUAAUA
Formica exsecta is the source of this 1408-nucleotide messenger RNA. Its product is annotated as syntaxin-1A-like. The record is from RefSeq and is a predicted model, not a curated record. NCBI's taxonomy places the organism in Eukaryota, Metazoa, Arthropoda, Insecta, Hymenoptera, Formicidae. Gene Ontology annotation, molecular function: SNAP receptor activity; SNARE binding. The transcript has 9 exons. Gene Ontology annotation, biological process: exocytosis; intracellular protein transport; vesicle fusion. The coding region runs from base 431 to 1324 and encodes 297 amino acids. Gene Ontology annotation, cellular component: endomembrane system; plasma membrane; SNARE complex.